ACAGCUGAGGCUGCCGAGCAAGUUUGCAGAGUUCUGUCGCAGAGCCGUAGUGAGCAGAACGAUCAAACCUCAAGACUCUGACUGUCAAAUAGCAUUUCAGAAUAGAUCCAACCAGAAUUUCCUCGAUUGGUUUUGGAAACAAACUGAAGGCUACCUCUUGGUGAGAACAGUUUUGGUUCCACUUGCCAAACUUUUUUUCUUCGUCUGUGAGAGAACUCUUGAACCGGUUGAAUGUAUAGCAUGAUGGAAACCGAGAUCAAGAGUCCGCUCCCGCAGUCCAACUCGGGUUCGGCGGCAGGCGGAAAGAACAACAGUUCCAACGAAGAGCGGGUGAAGAGGCCCAUGAAUGCCUUCAUGGUGUGGUCCCGUGGCCAGCGGAGGAAGAUGGCUCAGGAGAAUCCCAAAAUGCACAACUCAGAGAUCAGCAAGCGGCUUGGAGCUGACUGGAAACUUCUGACUGACGCCGAGAAAAGACCUUUCAUUGACGAGGCCAAAAGGCUGCGAGCAAUGCACAUGAAGGAGCAUCCGGAUUAUAAAUACCGUCCCCGCAGAAAGACCAAGACCCUGCUCAAGAAAGACAAAUAUUCCUUGCCUGGAGGACUUUUGGCGCCAGGUGCCAACGCUGUCAAUAAUGUCUCUGUAGGACAACGAAUGGACAGCUACGCGCACAUGAACGGUUGGACAAACAGUGCUUAUUCUCUUAUGCAGGACCAGUUGAGCUACCCACAGCACCACAGCAUGAACAGUCCGCAGAUCCAGCAGAUGCACAGGUACGAGAUGACCGGCCUCCAGUACCCCAUGAUGUCCACAGCCCAGACAUACAUGAACGCGGCAUCCACAUACAGCAUGUCCCCGGCGUACACACAGCAAACCAACAGUGCCAUGGGCUUGGGAUCCAUGGCAUCAGUGUGCAAGACGGAGCCCAGUUCGCCUCCACCUGCCAUCACCUCCCACUCUCAGAGGGCAUGUUUAGGUGACCUGAGGGACAUGAUAAGUAUGUACCUUCCUCCCGGGGGAGACAGCGCGGAUCAUGCCGGCCUGCAAACCAGUCGUUUACACAGCGUGCAUCCGCACUAUCAGAGUGCUGGGACUGGAGUGAACGGAACGCUACCCCUCACACAUAUCUAAAAAGACUUCUAAAAAUGGGGAAAAAACUGAGUACUUCGGAUACUUGAACACUUUGGUUUUGCAAAAGAGUCGAGGUUCAAUAGUUUUGUUUUAAAAGAAUGAAAUUAUUUUUAAUCUAAACGAGUUGUCAAUUUUAAAGCAUUUUAAGACGACAUGUCGUGGAAUUUGAGUGUUGAACCCAACAAAAUAUUGUAUUGCAAAUGAGCUUCUAUCAUAAGCUAUAAGCAAUCAACUUUUGUAGAAGAAUUGGACUUCCAUUCUUUAUUGCCAUUUUGUUUUCUCUCUAUGAAAAAAGGCACGUGGCUUCGUGAUGAGGCUGUUGUAUUUCACAAAAAAAGACACUGGAGGGAGAGUCCACUCAUUAAUGUUUACACUUAAUUUGUAGAAUGUCAGUUUGUCUGCUGUGUCCAAAUCUGUGUAGUCUAUUUUCUCGAGCUAGUUUUUUCUUUAAUGAAAGACUGUGCGGGUCGCAAGCGCAAGUUUAUUUAUAGAAAGUUGUUCUGUUUUUCCUCCGAAGAAACGCUUGUGGGCCUCUGUGUCUCUCGUUGGAUAUGUUGCAUUUUUUGUUUUGUGAAAAUUUUCUUUUCUGUGAUAUGUUUUGCAGUAUCAGGUGACCCAUUUUGUGGGCGGAGACGUUUAUUUAAACUGACGUUUUUACUUAUUUUAAGACCAUCCUCUAUUCUUAAAUGAAUAAAUUUUUACAAAACAAGACAUGUGAUUGUACAUAUGAUUUAUUUCAUGUAGCCGAGCAGGCACACCUUUUAAGAUGAGUUAUCACUCCUGUUUAAAGUUUGAUUUAGACCUGGUGGUAAUAUGUUACAUUUGUUAUUAAAAACUCGACACAGGUCGAAACAGGUAGCCUACUGUCUGAUUGUGUAUGGCAAAAACGCACAUUUGACAUUUUCACGUAAGAAGGUAUUCUUAAACUGAUGAAAGUAAAGCCAUUUUGCCAUAAAAUGUCACUUGGUGGAUAUUGGCACUGGCUGUGUUAUUUUCUCAAAGAUUUCUUUUUUGGAGAAAUGCACUGAAGUGGACUUUUCCGUUUAUAGGCCUAAAAGCAAGAUGGUCCGAAGUACAGUUAUUAAUUCAAAACGUAUGAUUAGCUCUAAAAGCCAGAGAAAAUGUGUUUUGAGGUAGUGUAAAAAAAGGUGCCAAAAGAAAACUUUUUGGACUAUUUUUCGUUCCAAAUUUGCCUUGGCGACGCCACAGAAUAGUCAAACACCUGUUGAUCUAGAGGCCCACGCUGAUCACGACUCACUCACACGUGAAGAAAAACGCCCCAAUAGAAGGUAAACUAUAGAUGAGUUUACACAAGAAAUAUUUGGAGAAAACACAAAGUGUUUAAUAUGACAAAUAGGCCUAGGCGCUAUUAGCAAUGUGAAAUUAAUAUUUGUGUGUGUUUGCCGUAUUUGUUCAAUAUCUGCGGCCUGAAUAGUCCAUGUCUUAUUGAGUAAUGGUGUGCUAUGAAUGUUGUUUGCACUGAAAUUAAGCGUUUUAUAUUUAGCUCCGCACACAGAUUGGUUAAACAAAGCUUUUUGAAAUGUCAUCAAUAUUGACUUUGGAUCACCUUACACCAACACACUUUUCUCGUGGAUAACCUAACUCAAAUAUACUUUGGUCGUUAUCAAUAUAUUAACAUAGCUGAUAUGUUGGCUGAUGGCCAUUCUUGCAGGGUGGUACCUCAAUGCUAUAUAUCUGAAUUUAAACCUUUAAAUUACAUUAGCUCACUCCUUAUAUUAAUGUGGGCCAUAUUGAGUUCCCUUUUGUAGAUUUUACAUACUUCUAGUUUUAUUUCAUUGCUUUUCUGAAAAUUAAUAUUAAAGGCGGUGAAAAUGUAAUUGACUCCACUUCCAAGUGUUUUCUGAUAUUGUAAUGCAGUUUGUAAUUAAACAACAUUUAAACUUAA
Molecule: messenger RNA, 3034 nt
Organism: Alosa sapidissima (American shad)
Lineage: Eukaryota; Metazoa; Chordata; Actinopteri; Clupeiformes; Clupeidae
Gene: sox3
Product: SRY-box transcription factor 3
Exons: 1
Coding region: 232-1128 (298 amino acids)
Biological process (GO): cell differentiation; anatomical structure morphogenesis; regulation of DNA-templated transcription
Molecular function (GO): DNA-binding transcription factor activity, RNA polymerase II-specific; RNA polymerase II cis-regulatory region sequence-specific DNA binding
Source: RefSeq, a predicted model, not a curated record